This is a messenger RNA of Culex quinquefasciatus (southern house mosquito), 3267 nucleotides long. RefSeq names its product protein suppressor of white apricot (gene su(w[a])). Bases 975 to 3197 code for a protein of 740 amino acids. The record is from RefSeq and is a predicted model, not a curated record. The transcript has 5 exons. Lineage: Eukaryota; Metazoa; Arthropoda; Insecta; Diptera; Culicidae. Gene Ontology annotation, molecular function: RNA binding. Gene Ontology annotation, biological process: mRNA 5'-splice site recognition; RNA processing.
UUAGAAUUUUAGAAUUUAAGAAUUAAGGAAUUUAAGAAUUUAAUAAUCUGGAAAAAAUCGACCGAACAAAAAAAAAAACAAAAAACUGAAAUACAGCCACCCUGCAACUCGUUAUGUAAUUCGAUUAUAAUUUUUAAAUUUUUUGACAGAAGUAGCGGUGUUCUUUUCUGUAGGCAGAUAGAUACCGCCAUUACUGUCAAACAGGUGAUUAUUAUGAUCGGAAAACACGAAAAUUAUUUGUAUUUUAAAAGCUUAUUUUAGAAACUUUGUCAGUGUUUAAAUUCUGUCGAAAAUAAAUCAUUGUUUUGGGCAUUGCAACAUCACAAUCAUCAAAGCGGCCAGACCAACUGCGUUAAGUUAAUCGCAACGAUGAUUCGUUGAAUUCCACCUCACGUCAAUGUUCCUCGAUAGAAUUUCAUAAAAAGAAGAGAAAACAAGCGAAUCUCAGAAACACAGGAUCUAUUUCAACUCACUAACGCUGGAUUUAAAGUGGCGCGUGGAUUUCUACAUAAUCCUGAAGGAAGUUUCCACCUAGAUCUCGCAAACAGAUCACUCCGCCACCCUCUUCACCAACACAGAUAACACGGUGCAAAUUGUUGUAAGGACAUUUGAAAGCCCCUCUAGCGCGUGUCAUGCACCGGAACAAGCCUCUUUUCUCUAGCUCAGAUAUCCUUCCCUCAAAUAACACUGCACGUAACUCCAGCGCGCGCGUGUGGCCGUGAUACGAUGCCCGCGGUGCCUUGCACGAUCUGUCCCAGCACGAACCGCCGAUCGGUGGGUACGGGAACCGGCUGGACUGUCUGGCACCGGCCGAGCAGCGCGCCGAACAGCUGUGCGAGGAGGAGCGCUACUACAGUCUGUACGCGAACGAAGUCGAGGAGGAGAUUUAUCAGGAGGAAGCCGCGAAGCGGCAAGCACUGAGUGGUGCGGAGAUUGCGUUCGAUUACGAUGCUCCUUCGGCGGAUGGAGCUACGAUGGUUGGUCCGGUGCCGGCGGAUUCCGCCGGCAUCGGUGAUGAUGACGAAAAUAGCCUCGAUCCUCCGUUUGAGGCUCCGAAAGGGUUUGAAAUUCCGACCGAUUUGGAGCUACCGGAAACGAUGAAGGAGCACGCGAUCAUCGAGAAGACGGCCAAGUUUAUAGCGUCCCAGGACUCGCAGAUGGAGAUUCUGCUGCGAGCAAAGCAGGCGGCGAACCCACAGUUUGGGUUUCUCAGCCCUGGUGGGAAGUUGUACCGAUACUAUCGCCACGUGUUGAUGGCCAUCAAAACCAACCGAUAUCCGGAAGAAGUGGAGGAGGUUCCCGAAAAAGAAGCGGAAGCCGCUCCAGCAGCUGAAGAAGUUGAAGUUUUACCUAAGCCCAAGGUAAUUGUCCCAUCCAUAAAGUACAAACCGUCGGUAGACUGUGCUUACACCCAGCUGAUUAGUAAAAUUACGGGUGCUCCGAUUCCGCCGGAAAAUCAAGUGACCGCGGCGGCACCGCUGACUCCGACGCAACUGACCUCGUUGAACACCGAGUACGAGUACUCGCUGGAGGAGAAACCAGUCGAGGUGAAGAAAGUGUCCACUGGCUUGGCCGGUCUCGUGCAGUAUAAUUCCGACAGUGACGACAGCUCGAGUGAGACCGACCAGAAGGAAGAGAAGAAGCCCGAGGUACCGAAGCCAGAGCAGCGGGAAAUCGUAUUUACUGGCAAGCUGCCACCAGAAAUCUUCCAACACGUGAUCGAAAAAACCGCAACUUACGUCGCCAAAAACGGCUACAGCUUCGAGGAUGCGCUGAGGACAAAGAACGACCCGCGCUUUCUCUUCCUGCGGAAAGACCACGAAUUCUAUCCGUACUUUGCAUUUCGAGUGCGCUACCUCAUCAACCCGUACGAGGACGUGCCGAAAAGCCCGGAAAAGGUAACCAUCACGAGGGAAAUCGCGAACGGCACCGUGGUGGAAACGCCGAGCAUCGGCAUCAAGACGGUCAACGUGGCUGCGCCAGUACCGGCGCCGGCUCAGCAGACGCAAAUCCAGUCGACGAAACCGGGCGGAGCGGUCUGUUUCUCGAUCAAGAGCAGCAAGGAGGACGCUCCGGUUGCGCUCAAGUCGAGCGUGAUCCAGGAACUGGGAGCCGACGAGGAGGAAGCGGAACCGGCGAAGGAGGAGAAAGAAAAGAGUAGAACACCGAGCCGGGAGAGGGACGUCGAGGAAAAGCCUGCGGAGAGGAAGGUCGUGGAAAAGCCUGCGGAGAAAAAGGUGGUGGAAAAGCCUGUCGAAAAGAAGGUCGCGGAAAAGCCUGCCGAGAAAAGGGUGGUAGAAGACAAAAGAUCGACAACUCCGCCGGCUGUCAUCGACAUGUUCUCGGAUGAAACCAGAAAAAGGUCACCAUCGCCAGUCGAGGAACCCAAGGUGUCAUCAGCAGAAGAUGAAAUCAAAGAGCAAAAACGGCAAGAGGAACGCAUUAAGGACAAGCUGACGGCAGCAGCUCGGGAAAAGCUCGCCGCCAUCACCAAGGAGAAACAACUCCAACUGGAACGAAAGAAAAGGGCCAGCAUGUUCCUCAGCAUGAUGGGCAACAAAGCAGAGCCCAAAGCCAGCAAAGACGAUCCAGAGCCGGUCGUCACCGCUCCAUCUCCUUCCUCCUCCUCCACCUCCCAAGAUACGCCCCCUCAAGCCCCAGGCAAAAACGGGUUAGACUUGCUAAAAGACUCCACCGCCGCCGGCAAAGACCAGGACAAACAAUCCGAAGCUUCGAUACACUCGAUCCCGUCGCAAAGCACGACCCCCGAGUCCCACCAGGUUCUCUCGAGCGAUGACGAUGACGUGGUGCUGGUCGGCGUUAGCACCCAAAAGGACAACGGCGCGACGAGGCGCUCCCGGUCCCGGACGCGCUCGGACAGCAAGCAUAAAAAGCGAAAGCACAAGCAUCACAAAAGCAAAAGCAAAAAGGCCAAGAAGAAAAAAUCUCGCAGUCGGAGCGUGAGCCGGAGUCGAUCGUCGAAGGCCGUCAAGCGGAAACGGGCCCGCAGCAGCUCGCGGUCGGAAAGCUCGCGACGAUCGCGGAGUAGGUCCAGGGACGGGAAAAAGAGAAAAAAAGACAAGAAGAAAAGCCACAAGCAUCACAAGAGUUCCAGAUCUUCGUCGCGGUCCAAGCAUCACCACAGUCGGAGGGAUGAGCAGCGGGAGGGGGAGGAUUUCGACUGGGAUGCGCUGUGAAGGGGUUUCUCUGCGUUUGUGAAUAUUGUGCAUAAUAGUUUUUUGGUCUAAAUAAAUUGAAUUCAUAACA